Scatophagus argus is the source of this 5496-nucleotide messenger RNA. It is a transcript of the gene fbln2, whose product is annotated as fibulin 2. Gene Ontology annotation, cellular component: extracellular region. The record is from RefSeq and is a predicted model, not a curated record. Gene Ontology annotation, molecular function: calcium ion binding. The transcript has 17 exons. Lineage: Eukaryota; Metazoa; Chordata; Actinopteri; Scatophagidae. The coding region runs from base 271 to 4212 and encodes 1313 amino acids.
CACACUUGAGGCGCUCAGAGGACCGGCAGCCCAUCAGUCCGUACGUGACGUGAAGGUAACACUGACCGGUGUUCACAAACUGCGUCACUCGCUAAAUCGUCCGAAGUGUCCGCAGACUCUGUUCGCCUGUUUCAAACAUGCAGCUUAGUCCAUGGAUGUUGUGAGCAGAAUUGGUUCACGUGGGCAGAAUGUGCCAGAGUCCUUGAAGACACACUAAAGGCUGAGGACGACACCUGAUCUCCUGCGAUUGCCGUACAUACACCUGGUGCCAUGGCUGGUCUUUUCAUAGCUGAAGUAACACUGCUGAGGUGUACAUUUUUCGUUCUUUACUUGACUGUCUGCUUGUGCCAGCGUGACUGCACUGGUGUGGACUGUCCCCAGCUGGACAACUGUAUCGAAGAAGUGCUGGAGAGUGGUGCCUGUUGUGCUUCAUGCCUGCAAAAAGGAUGCACAUGUGAGGGUUAUCAAUACUAUGAUUGCAUCAAUGCUGGAUUCAAGAAUGGCAAGGUGCCCGAGGGAGACUCUUACUUUGUUGACUAUGGCAGUACUGAGUGCUCCUGCCCUGCAGGAGGGGGCCGAAUCAGCUGCAAUUUCAUCAGCUGUCCUGAUAUCCCGCCAAACUGCAUUGAGGUUUCAGAGCCUGCAGAUGGUUGCAUGCAAUGCGAGCGUGUAGGAUGCGUUUAUGAUGGGCAUAAAUAUGAUGCCGGACACUCCUUCCAUAUUAACUCCUGCCAGGUCUGCCAUUGCCCCAAUGAAGGGGGGAAGCUAAUGUGCUACCCUGUGCCAGACUGUGAUCCGCUUAAAGUCCAGAAACCAAUGUUAGGUUCACCAACAGUGGAGGGCAACAGGGGCAACAAAUACCCUUAUAGGUUUGACCAACAAGGGAAUCUUAGACUUUUCAAAUUGUCACCUUUGGACAAGGAAGAGUCUGAGGAUUAUGAUUAUGACCCUACAGACUUUCCGGAGACCUACCCUCUGCUCUUCCCCACCCAGUCCUCCACCUCUAGCAAGGUCAUCCCUCUAUCCCAAGGCUCCGACAGACCUGACAGAAACAUUGCUCUUCAGAGCUUUGGCCAACAUGACAAGCUAGAGUUAAAAGAGCGAUAUGGAGUUCAUGACCAUCCUACAGACCAAGAAGUGACAGGAACCCCCCUGAGAGCAGAACAGAGUACUGUCAGGCCACAUAUACCCAAGGACGGCACUGCUUCUUGGCUGCCCUCACAGGAUCUAAGAAGUGUCACAUUCAGUGAUCCUACCACACAGACAGAUUUUGAAAAUUCGGCAGAUGCACAAAAAAGUUCAGAUGGUGUUAUAUUUCCACUAAGCCAAGGAUUAGGGAGUGAAAAAGACCCUGUGUAUCCGCCUUUGGUCUCAGAGAGUGCAGUUCAUCAUCAGAGAAGCUCUGAAUCUGAGACACAUCACCCAAAUUUACCAGAUGUACCAGAAAGCCCAUUCCAUCCCCAGGCAAGUUCACCCGAUCACAAAUCGGGAACAGUCACACCAGGCCUUAAGGAAAGGGUGGAACAAGAGGAAAAGGAAGAGGAGGAGGAGGAGGAAGAAAUCGUAACACUUCACAGUGUCACUCCCUCUCAAGGGAGGGAUGUACCCUACAAGAUAAAGUCAGCACAACAGGAGAGAAGCCAUGAGGACUCAGAAAGCAGUGAUCCAACCAGCAGCUAUGAAAAGACCACACCUGAGCCCAGCACGAGCUCCCCCAUUAGGUCUGAGUACCUGACAACCCCCAUGGUCCGUUUCAUUACCACGACCACCACCCAGCUGCCAGUGAGGUUCACGCUGGAUGAGCGCGAGGCCAGCAGAGAGCCAGGUCAGAGGCUGCUUAACCUUCACAGUGAAGACAAGGAAGAGGUGAAGGAAGAGAACGACGAUGAGAGGAAAGGUCGUCGUGUUGUCCUGGUCAAACCUGAUGCAGGUCCAGGUGCCUCUGCUGAAGACCUUCUGCAGAGCUGCUGUGCUGCUGGCCAGAAAUGGGCCACAGAAAAUCAUCAGUGCAACCACAUGCCGCUGCUGAACACUGACAAGGACUCCAUGUGCAGUGUUGCGCAGAAGCAGUGCUGCCUCAGCUCUGUAAAGGAGAGCCAGUGUGAAUCUGGUAUGAUUUCUGCCAGAGGAGGGGUCACCUGUGAAGGGGCUGAGGGGAAGCAGUGCAUGGAUGACUUCCACCAGGUGUGCUGCAGCUGCUGUGCCCUUGGCUUAAGAGUGCGCAGUGAAGGACGGGGUUGUGUUGCCCACCAAUACCUGGGCUAUCCAUGUGGUCAUGUCUUCCUCACCUGCUGCGAGGAAGAGGAAGGUCCAAGCCAGAUGCCUCUGAGGAGAAAGCAGAUGCCCAGUCCAACAUCUGUGCCCAGAAAAGUCUUAGAUAGCAAGUUCCCCAAGGAGGCCUUCUCCAUCAGUGCUACAGAUGAAACUGCUAAUGCAGUGGAGGAGCAUGAGGAUGUGGAUGAGUGUCAGCUCUACCUGGGCCAGCUAUGCCAGCACACAUGCACCAACAUCUGGGGCUCCUACCGCUGUGGUUGUCACCAGGGCUACAUCCUGCAGCAAGAUGGACACUCUUGUGCACCAGUGAGCCCCGAUGAGGACAAUGCAGUCAGAGAGGACAGACCUGAUGUGGUCCCAACACAAACCACAACUACCACUACCACAACCAGUAGAGCCACCACAAACCCUGGGCACCUCAGUCCUUGUGCAGAAAAUGGCCCUUGCAGUCAGCAGUGUACUGAGAUGACAGGCCAGGCUCACUGCUCCUGCUUCCCAGGGUUCUCACUGAUGACAGAUGGACACACGUGUGAAGAUGUGGACGAGUGUGCGACCAACACCCACAGUUGUCAGCCCAGAGAGCAAUGUAUGAACACAGUAGGUUCAUUUGUAUGCGAGCUGCAAGUCACUUGUCCUGCAGGCUACCAGCUGAGGAACAGUGUUUGUGAGGACAUCGAUGAAUGUGUUCUGCGGGCCCAUAACUGUGGUACGGGCUUUGUGUGUGAGAACACAGUGGGCUCUUUCCUGUGUAAUCCCAAAAAUAAGUGUGUCAGCGGCUUCACACAGGACUCCCAUGGCAAUUGUAUUGACAUAAAUGAGUGCAGCAGCCUGAGUGAAGCGUGCAGCUCGGGUUUUAACUGUAUCAACACAGUGGGCUCUUACACAUGCAAGAAGAAAGUCAUAAUGUGCAGCCACGGCUACCAAACCAGCCCUGAUGGAGCCAAGUGUGUCGACAUUGAUGAGUGUCAGAUGGGUACUCACCGCUGUGGAGUGGGCCAGAUCUGUCACAACCUUCCUGGCAGCUACCGCUGUGACUGUCAGACGGGCUACCAGUACGAUGCCCUCCGCAAAGUCUGCACUGAUGUAAAUGAGUGCUGGCGCUAUCCUGGCAGGCUGUGUGCCCAGACCUGUGAAAACACCCCAGGCUCCUACCACUGCUCGUGCACAGCCGGCUUCUCCCUAGCAUUUGAUGGCAAGAACUGUGAAGAUGUCAAUGAAUGUGACAACAACCCCUGUAGUCAAGAAUGUGCCAACAUCUACGGCUCAUAUCAAUGUUACUGCCGCCAAGGCUACUACCUGAAAGAGGAUGGACACACCUGUGAAGAUAUUGAUGAGUGCUCCCAGAGCAUUGGGAACCUUUGUGCCUUCCAGUGCAUCAAUGUUGCUGGUAGCUACCAGUGUUCCUGUCCUCCUCAUGGAUAUGUUAUGUCAGCCAAUGGACGCACCUGUAGAGAUAUUGAUGAAUGCACAGCUGGCACCCACAACUGUUCAUAUGGGCAGACCUGCUAUAACCUCCAGGGAGGCUUCAGAUGCCUCUCCUUCAACUGCCCUCACAACUACAAGAAGGUGUCAGACACGCGCUGUGAGCGGAUCAGCUGUCCCAGUAACUCCUUGGACUGUCAGAACUCCCCCGUCCGCAUCACGUACUACCAACUCAGCUUCCAGACCAACAUCAUCAUUCCAGCCCAGAUCUUCAGAAUCGGACCAUCCCCUGCCUAUUCCGGUGAUCACAUCUUCAUCGGCAUCAUCAAGGGCAAUGAGGAGGGCUACUUCAGCACCAGGAAGCUGAACAGUUUCACGGGCGCAGUCUACCUUCAGAGACAAGUCCGCGAACCCAAAGACUUCCUCAUCGAUGUGGAGAUGAAGCUGCUGAGGCAGGGUUCAUUCACUUCAUUCCUUGCCAGGAUCUAUGUCUUUAUCACGUCCAGCACCAUGUAAAAUCAGAGAGAGACAGAGAGAGGGCAGGACUGGAUAUUUCAUGUGGUGCUAUACUUUUAUAUGUGCAGACUUUUUGUGAUGCUUCCCCACAUUCAAGCAUCAUUCAAUAAUCUUGUAAUAUGUUGCCAAAAAUCUUAUUGUUUCCUUUUUUUUUGUUAGCUGCUUGUUUCUGCAGGUGUUCUACGACAAUCAUAUUUUCAGAAAAAAUAUAAUACGUAUUUACCAAAGUAGUCAGUUUGACUCUUCAUCUUUCAAGGUGCUGCACAGGCCACUGCACAAGUCUGGGUGGGUGGUUUGUGCUCCACUCUUUAAAAAAUGCUGUUUGACCUCCCUAUGUAAAUUUUCAUUUUUAUGGCAUUUAAUUGCAUAAGUCUGAAGGAGCUAAUAAACCUUUGCAGCACUAGAACUCAAGGGCACUUGUCACAAUGUAGGACCAAAGCUAAUAAAAUGUACUUCGUUAAGCCUAAUGAGUCAAAAACUAACUGAAUACAUACAAUAUAUUUAAUUUCCUUAUUUAUUUAAGUUUUAAAAAUUCCUUAUUAUUUUUUAUAUCUCAUGCUAAUAUGAUAAUUAAUUAAUUAUGUACGUCCAGGUCACGGUCUGGCCCAGUGUCGGAGUCUGUGUGUGCUAAAAAUAACUGAUUUAAAAUUAAGUUUAAUUUUUUUUGAGUAAAUAAAUAAGAUAAAUAUAUGUUUAUAUAUCUUUACAGGUUUGUAAAUUAUACAGCAAACAUUAUCAUUUAUUGAUGUGUUCAGUUAUAUUUUUGAUUUACUUUUUGUCAGCUUUGGGCCUCCACAGCCACCACCCAAAUUUGUUAAUGUGGUUAGAAGGUAGCAGAAACUUUAAAUAGUACCUUUUGUUCAGCAUUUGGUGUAUAUUAUUUUUUUAAAGAUGUGAUCUGAUGAAAUGUAAGUGUUGAAAUUCAGUGCAAACCACAUUAUAUAACAUUACCGAGUCGUGUAUGGUAAAUUACAGCACUGAAAAUAUUAAUGAAGCUUUACUGUUGAUCAUUUUGACUGUCAUAUUAUUUCCUUUAUUACUGCACAUAUCUUUCUAUGUUACUGUGUUGCAAUUAUCUCAGGGUAAAAUUCAUGUAUUUUUUUUUUUAUACACUUGACAAAUUCUUGUAUGGUUUGCAGGAAUGAAUCAGUCUGCUUGUUGUAACUAGAGACUGGCAUCGCACAGCCUGUACAGGUUCAUCUGCUACAUGAUACCCAUAAACCAAUCAAUAGAUGAUGAUCAAACUGUUGUCAGUUGCUCAAUAAAAGUACAGAUCAAAUUCAA